AUGUUAUCCGCAACUGCAGGCGUCUUCAUGAUAGGUGUGGUGAUGCCAUGCAUCGAGGUUUUACCAAGGAGAAUUCACUGCUUAAGGAAAUUAUUAAUACUAAGUGCAUUUAUUUGUCAUGAUAAAAAACCAUUUCUGUAUUUGCUGGAAGCGGCUACUCGUCACAUUUUCCCCAGAGUUUGGUAUACAGUUAAAAUUUUCGUUUCUUUAUGCAGUCAUCCGCUUCUACGCAAUGGCAACCAGAAAAAAGAGAGUAGCAAAAGAAUAAAACUGAAAGGAGCUAGAGCUACAUCCUGUUCCAGUGGUUUAUUAAAAUGGCUAUACCAAGAGCAAGAGCAAUUGGGUUCUCAAGCUUUCCGUCGUUUUCUUCAUAUCUUAAUUGGAACUCUAGAGCCAACUCCUGUUUAUUCAACUGCACGGUAUCAAUGCAAAUGGUUAGUAAAUCAAUUAUUUCGCGUGGAUGCGUCACUUGUUCUGCUGUGCAAGAAUCGUCUAGUCCUUCGGGUAGGUUUCUCCAUUCUUGGCGCCAUGGCUGAAACAAAGGCAACCAGUCCCGCUGAAGCAAAAGCAUCAUCCUCAUACGCGAAUGAAACGAAAGACGCAAAUGCUGGUGAAAAGGAGGAAGUGAAGGCAGCCCCAAAAGCAGCUCCAGCAAGGCCCAAACCUGCAGCAAAGGCUCCUGCCAAACCACUGCCAGAAUUGAUGGCGGAGGAUGUUAUACCUUCACUGAAAACAAUACUUGAAGCUCAUGAUGACCUCUCUGAAAUUGAGCUCUCUUUCCAAGACAACAAGUUGGAAGGUUCAUUCCCGAAGAAGGGCUGUUCCUACUCAUUCUGGGCCUUCUUCCCUAAUGGAAUCCUUACAGGUUCAAAAGGUUUUGCAUUGUCUUCAUAUGGCUCAGGAGCUAGUACCGUCGAGCCCUUCCUAAUUGAUGAGAAGAAAAUUACAGCAAAACAUGUAGUCUUUUGGGUUGAAAAGCGUUUAGCAGCCCAAGGAAUUAUUCCUGUCCGGAAGAAUGAUAUAUAGCAUUAAAACAUGCCAUGUAAUUAUACAUAUCGGUAAAUAACGCUCACAUAUAAAAUUUUUCAAUUCAUUUAACAAAAUAUUGCCAAAUGUAUAUUUUUGUUUUAUAAUUUGUCACUGGUCGAAACUUAAGUUUCGAUUCAUGCAAU
Messenger RNA from Durio zibethinus, 1172 nucleotides. The record is from RefSeq and is a predicted model, not a curated record. Lineage: Eukaryota; Viridiplantae; Streptophyta; Magnoliopsida; Malvales; Malvaceae.